Thalassophryne amazonica is the source of this 765-nucleotide messenger RNA. RefSeq names its product cilia- and flagella-associated protein 70-like. Gene Ontology annotation, cellular component: extracellular exosome; motile cilium. The transcript is spliced from 7 exons. NCBI's taxonomy places the organism in Eukaryota, Metazoa, Chordata, Actinopteri, Batrachoidiformes, Batrachoididae. Gene Ontology annotation, biological process: cilium movement; cilium assembly. The coding region runs from base 1 to 564 and encodes 187 amino acids. The record is from RefSeq and is a predicted model, not a curated record.
AUGUGGCCAGAAACUCCUGUCAGGGUUCGGGCAGUGAAGGAUCUGAUCCCUCCCAAACCUCCAAUUUCAGAGCUUACAGCAGAGAAGGUGGAGCAGAAUUUUCACUAUGAAGUAAGCAAUGUGGUGGCCAGUGUUUUGGACCAGUAUGAGGAAUUGUUUGGAACCAGAGGUGAGGAAUCAGAAUAUUGCACCAAGGAGCAAAUGAAGGUUCAACUGAUGGCAGCGCUUAAUGUUUCUGGGAGAUACUUUACCUUCAAGGAGCAGAUGAAGGACUCAGUGGUGAGGCUUGUGCGUGACCGGAUGCAGCGGACUGAACCAAUCACUGACCAUCAGGAACUGCAGGUUUUCCUCACUGAGCUCUAUGUCUACCUCGUGGAUGAGAUGCACAAAGCUCUUAACAAGAUUUCAGUAAAUGACUGUGAGGACUCCCCAUUUAUGUUCCAGUUGAAUUCUUCUCAGCUCAUGCAUUUUGCCAGGGAGGCUCAGAUUAAUGGUGACUAUCAGAAGGCUGCUCACUACUACCAAGAGCCUGAUGAUGUGUGGGAUCCUGGAGACGAUCUUUGAGCAUCCUGAAGAGGCACAGACCUUUUUAGAGGGAGCCGCCAUUGUAGAAACACGCAACGUUGUGCCCUGGACAUUGCUAGGUUUGCUCCACAAGAGCCAGAAUGACUCCAUCCAGGCUGGGAGUGCUUUUAUGGCGGCCAGCAAGUUGGAGAGGGCAGCACACACAAAGAUGUACAGACAGAGAGCAGAGUUGAGGAAAGA